Messenger RNA from Rotaria sp. Silwood1, 1037 nucleotides. The record is from the annotation of a GenBank genome assembly. Lineage: Eukaryota; Metazoa; Rotifera; Eurotatoria; Philodinida; Philodinidae.
AUGGGGAUCCUAUUUAGAGAUUGGUUUACAACAGCUGCUAUGGCCAAACAAAUUGAUCAUUCUCUGAAUGAAUUUGUCGAUUGUCAAAGAAAAUAUUUAUUCAUGAGAAAUAAUCGUCAACUGAUCAAAAUCAAAGAUAAUUUUCAUACCAAAGAAUUGGCUAUAUCUAUAUCUACCUAUCAUCCCACCAAGAGUCAAAAUGAAAUAAUGAAUGGCUUAAAGGCAAUACGAACACAACAAGGAAAAAUUUACGAAGAACUUCUUAUGUUAGAAAUGAGAAUUCUAUGUCAAUUUUUACCAAAAAAUUUCGAUCAGCUUCAAUAUUUCAUUGCACCUUUCACUUAUGCACCAUUCAAUCAUAGUCAAAAAGCGAUUCAAGUCAAAAAUACACAUUAUAAAACAAUACAAGAAGCAAAACGUCUAUGGUUAAUUAUUUCUUUGAAUGCUUAUGAAAUUAAGCUACAAGACUAUGAAAAACAAUAUCAAAAUAAAUUUCUAGAAUUGGAAUCACAAUUAUUAUUUACUAUCAUGAGUAAUGGUUCCUCUAUUUUCAAUCAAUUUAAAGAAUAUAUGAUUUGCCAAACAAAUACAUUAAAACAAGAUAUUGUUAAGAAAGUUUCAUCUUAUCGAAGUACAUUACUUCGACUUCGUCAACGUUCAUCGCCAUCGAGAAAAAACAUCAUUGGUGUCUCACCUGAAACCUAUCUUGAUUUGAUCUCGAAUCCAUUCAAUACACGUCAAUGGAAUCAUCUUUCACUUGGUCCACUUUGUAUACGAUUGAAUCAAAGUGCUAUUCGUCCUCGACCUCAACAAGAAAUUCAAAUUAAAAAUGAACAUAAAACCAUUAAUGAUAAAGUUCAGCAUUAUCUUGUAUCACCACCACAUAAUAUACCACUAAAAUCACUGGCUCUAAAAACAUUUUCAAAUGAUCUUCUCAAUUAUUUUAACCGUUCUUAUUUUUCUCCAUUAUCAUAUAAAGAUCAAGUGCGAACAGCAGAACAAGCAAAAACUGUCGCAUCAAUUCGACGAAAAAUUGA